AUGGUGAGAUUCUGCAUAGUGCGUUGUGGCGUUUGGGACAGUGCAUCUCCCAGACAGAAGAGCUUCUUGCUGGCCUCUCAGUAGUACCCACAGAUUGUGAUCCAGAUGGACAGAGCAACGAAACGUCUAGAGCCAUGGAAGAUAGCGAUCAUCGUUGUGUCGAUGAUAGUAGCCUUAGCCCUCAUCAUUGGCUUGCUUACGUAUUUUUUGUGCAGUGAUCAGGACAGAUACUACAAUGCAUCUUUCCUAAUCACCAAUGUGAAGUACAACCCUCAGUAUCAAAGGCAAACCACAGAAGAAUUCAGACACCUGAGCCAAGAGAUUGAAACCAUGAUAUCUUCAGUAUUCAAGGGAUCCUUUCUAAGUAGAAGAUACAUCAGGUCCCAUGUUGUCAGUCUAAGCCCACAUCCAGGUGGAGUGCUUGCAUCUGCUGUUCUGGUAUUUAAAUUUCCCUCCGCUGACAGUAAAGAAAUUAGCUGGAGUCAUGUGAACCGUGUGUUACGCAACAGGCUAAAAACAAACUCCACGAUCUUGAAUGUUGACCAGUCUACCCUUACACUCACAGAGUUGAAUAAGGAAAAGGGAGAUAACCUUUUGAACAACUGCUGUGGAAUAAGAAAACAGACAUUCUCCUUCACAGGAGUGGAGAGGAUACUUGAUGGGCAGCGUGCGCAGGAUGGGGAAUGGCCGUGGCAGGCUAGUAUUCAGUUUGAUGGGUCCCAUCGCUGUGGUGCAACAGUGAUCAGUCAUACGUGGCUACUGACUGCAGCCCACUGCUUUAGAGACCGAAAAGAUCCUCGGAGGUGGACUGCCAGCUUUGGAAUUCUACUGAGACCUCCAAAACAGAAAAAAUUAGUCCGAAGAAUUAUUGUUCAUGAAAGAUAUAGUGACUUUGUCCUUGCUCAUGACUAUGAUGUGGCUGUUGUGGAACUUGCCUCUCCUAUUGAGUUCACGAGCGAUGUGCACAGUGUCUGUCUUCCUGAAGCAUCUCACGUUUUCCCAGACAACUCCUCCUGCUUUGUCACAGGUUGGGGAGCUUUGAAGAAUGAUGGCUCUAGUGUUAAUGAACUUCGACAAGCAGAAGUGAAAAUUAUAAGUACUGAGACUUGUAAUAGAAGACAAGUAUAUGGUGGAGCGAUAACACCUGGAAUGUUAUGUGCUGGAUACUUGGAGGGGCAGGUGGAUGCCUGCCAGGGUGACUCUGGUGGGCCACUGGUGCAUGCGAACUCCAGAGGAAUCUGGUAUCUUGUGGGAAUAGUGAGCUGGGGAGACGAGUGUGGCAAGGUAAAUAAACCAGGAGUUUACACGCGAGUGACUUACUAUCGAAACUGGAUCAACUCCAAAACAGGCAUCUGA
Apaloderma vittatum (bar-tailed trogon) is the source of this 1356-nucleotide messenger RNA. RefSeq names its product transmembrane protease serine 11E-like. Gene Ontology annotation, molecular function: serine-type endopeptidase activity. The record is from RefSeq and is a predicted model, not a curated record. NCBI's taxonomy places the organism in Eukaryota, Metazoa, Chordata, Aves, Trogoniformes, Trogonidae. Gene Ontology annotation, biological process: proteolysis. Gene Ontology annotation, cellular component: plasma membrane; extracellular region. The transcript is spliced from 10 exons.